This is a messenger RNA of Acytostelium subglobosum LB1, 723 nucleotides long. RefSeq lists its product as hypothetical. The record is from RefSeq and is a predicted model, not a curated record. The transcript is spliced from 2 exons. NCBI's taxonomy places the organism in Eukaryota, Evosea, Eumycetozoa, Acytosteliales, Acytosteliaceae. The coding region runs from base 1 to 723 and encodes 240 amino acids.
AUGGUCCAUGGGUUCCUCUUCAAAGAGAUAUGCUUAUGUCUUUCCAAGAUCAGUGAGAACUUUGAUGCCAGCGUCGAAGAUAUUCUGGAUAAAGAAUUGUAUCCAAAACAACAAAAGUCCGACAUUUCAAUCCGCUUUUUGAACCAGAGUAUCGCCACGAUCGAGUUGAAGGUCGCUCCGUCAGGUUAUACCAAUGUGACCAGAGUGCAGGAGGACAUUUCCCGUCUACAUGACAUGGUGGUCCAAAAGAAAACGGUCCUCGCAUUCUUCAUUGCCUUUGGUUAUGAUGAGAAUAUGACACCGGAUGAAUUCAACGCCCAUCACAACCUUGCCACCAACACCAUGGUGUCAAUCAAGUCAAAGGAUCUCUCCCAAGCACGACUCAAUGAUACCGACCAAUGUAUUACCGCGAGAUCCAAAUUCUUGGUUGGAAUUCAACCUUUUGCUGGAUACCAUGUCUCUGACUUGGAGUGUAGACCAUGGAUCCAAAUAUGGAGUAUCUAUCAAGGCGAUCAACUCAGCAUUGAAGAGGCCAAUGCCGAUGCUAAUGAGUUGUUCAAGAUCAGGGAGAUAAGAAAGGAAAAAGAGAAAGAGAAGGAGAAAGAGAAGGAGGAUAGCAAGGAGAAUAUGAUAAAGAAGAGGACGUACAACAAAAAACGUAACAAUGAGGAUAUGGAUAGUGAGGAGGUGGAUGAUGGUGCCACAAAGACGACCACAUGUUGA